GGUCAGCAACAGUGCCACGUCAGUAGUGCCAUGUCAGCAGUGCCACGGCAGCAGCAGUGCCAUGUCAGCAGUGCCCCGCCACCAUGACGGGUUCUGUUUUGGGCAUGCCAGGCCAACUGGCCAGCAAGUGCAUUGCUGAGUUCCGACAGCGGAUCCAAGAUCAGCUCGCACUGAUCGAGGCUGAGGAACAGCGCCAGGCGGCAGCCGAGGCUGCCCGCAUACAGGCUGAAGUGGAGGCCGCAGCUGAAAAGCAGAGGCUUCAGGCCGCAGCUGACGCAGAUGCCCACAAGACCUGCUGCAGCGGCACGAAACCGCCAGCGUCGAUAGGCUCAAGUUCUGGCAUUUUGAACCAUUUGAGGGCCACGACGACGCAACAUCGGAAGAGCCUCUCCAAACUCAUGACCCGGUUGGUUUACACUUGUAACCACCUGCAGUCCGAGUUAGAGAAACAACACCAGGAACAUAAGGAUGCUACACGGGCACUUCAUACCCGUGUACAGGACUCGGAGCAAGCAGCACCAAGACCAGAUGCUGGCGAACCCAGCAAUGGAGCCUCUACCCGCUACGAGGCGGUGUCCUUCGACAUUCUGGACACCAAGUUCGACAUGAUUUUGGGCAUGUCGUGGUUGCAAAGCGAGGAUCACCUGGUGAACUUCUACAGCCACACCGUCCGCGUUCGUGAUUGGAACGGAGUACUAGUCCCGUGCACGGUGCCUCCACCUCAUCCUUCGAUCAGCUGUCACGUGGUGUCCGCCACGAUCAUUCGAGCUUCCAUCACCCGGGACGACAUCGAGGAGAUGGGUUUGUGUUUUCUCCACGCCCUCCCUCCCCAUGACAUCCCAUCGACGGACGCAUCGACGGACGCAUUCACGGACCCACGCAUCACUGAGCUUCUAAAUGCCUAUGACGACGUUUUCGAAGCCCCGCAAGGAGUCGUACCGGAUCGGUCAAUCCGCCACGAAUUCAUUCUUGAGGCCGGGGCUGUACCUCCGCGUGGUUGCAUUUGGCGCAUGAGUGAGGAAGAGUUAAGUGUGCUUGAGGCACAACUCGACGACCUUUUGGAGAAAGGUUGGAUUCGGCCUAGCUCUUCGCCAUACGAUGCUCCUGUUCUCUUCGUCCGGAAGAAGAACAAGGACUUGCGGUUGUGCAUCGAUUAUCGCAAGCUCAACGCACAAACCGUCAAGAACGCCGACCCUCUUCCGCGCAUCGACGACCUUCUCGAACCACUGGGCGGCGCAAAAUUUUUCUCCAAGCUUGACCUCAAAUCGGGAUAUCACCAACUCGAGAUCCGGGGGGAGGACCACUACAAAACCGCCCGGAGUUUGGACGAGCAUGUGGAGCACCUGCGCACCGUUUUGGAGCGGCUACGACAAGCCAAGUACAAAGCCAACCGCGACAAAUGUGAAUUCGUGCGGCAGGAGCUCGAAUACUUGGGCCGUUAUGUGACGCCGCAAGUCAUCCGUCCGCUCACGAACAAGAUUGAGGUCAUCCUCGUAUGGCCCGAGCCCACCAACACCACAAACGUUCUCUCAUUCAUGGGGUUGGCAGGCUACUACCAACGUUUCAUCACCAAAUACUCAAGGAUUGUCGCACCAUUGACGAGAUUACAAGCGCCAAACGUGCCAUUCGUAUUCGACUACGAAGCACGCUGGUCACUCCAAGCACUCGAGACGACCAUGCUCAUGGCACCCGUCCUUAGCAUCUACGACCCCACCUUGCCAACGAGAGUGACAACCAGCGCCAUCGACUAUGGUAUUGGGGCAGUCUUGGAACAACACGACGACGAUGACUACCAUCCCCUGGAGUACUUCAGCCACAAGGUGUCUCCCAUCAACUCACUUGAUGAUGCAAGGAAGAAGGAGCUGCUCGCGUUUGUGAUGGCUCUCAAACGAUGGCGACACUUCCUCCUUGGGCGUGGUAGGUUCACAUGGAUCACAAAGAACAACCCAUUGACCUACUACAAGACGCAGGAUACGGUGAACAACACUAUCGGACGAUGGAUGUACUUCAUCGACCAAUUUGACGUCACACCGAAACAUCUCGUCGGCCUCUCCAAUCGCGCAGCAGAUGCACUCUCGGGAAGACCCGAUCUUUGCGCUAUGACACAUCAUGCCUCCUCAUUCGAUGAGGAACUCCACCACAAGGAACCGGAAGACAUUGUUAGCGACCAUGAUACUCAUUUCAUGUCGGCAUUCUGGACUUCUCUCAUGCACGAAUCCGACACCAAGAUGAAACCAAGUUCGGCUCGGCAUCCACAAACGGACGGGCAAACGGAGAGAGCACAUCAGACUGUUCAGAUGAUGCUUCGUACGCUCAUCCGUCCUGAUCAGGAGGAUUGGGUUGACCACCUCCCUGACAUGGAGUUCGCCUACAACACUUCGUUGCACCCGGCGAUCUGCGUGACUCCAUUCGAGUUGCACCACGGUGGGUGGAAAGUCCGUAUCUUCGCUGAUCCUCUCCUUCCACGAACUGUCGACAUAAACGUCGCGUGCUCUCCCGCCUCCAUCCGAAAGUACAGGGAAUUGCUGGUUCAAGCCCUCGUGAACAUGCAAAAGGCUCAAGUCCGCAUGCAGCAGCAGGCCAACAGGCGUCGUGUGCCAUGUCCCAUCCACGCCGGUGAUCUGGUUUGGGUCUCCGCGGAAGAGUUUGCGCUCGAACAAGAUGUUUCGUGCAAAGUACUCCCCAAGUGGUUUGGACCAUGGCACGUCCUUUCAAUAGCAGGCGACGAGCCCGACGACCCAUCCUUUGUGAUCGACAUCCCUCCGCAUCUGCCGGUCCAUCCAGUCUUUCCCGCCUCGAAGCUGGCGGCAUACACACCAGCUAAGAGCGACGACUUCCCGGGCCGACGAUUGCAAGACCCGCCGUCUAUGAAUGGUCAUCAGGAAGUCGACCACGUUAUCACGGAUCGCAAGUACGGCAACAAGCCUCGACAGUUCAAAGUUACCUUCAAAGCAUGCGAUCCUGACGACACUUGAUGGAUUUCAGGAACAGAUUUGCAAGCAUCCGCACCGCUGAUCUAUGCUCACUACGAACAACAAAGGUUAGCUAAGGAG
Messenger RNA from Chara braunii, 3053 nucleotides. The record is from the annotation of a GenBank genome assembly. Lineage: Eukaryota; Viridiplantae; Streptophyta; Charophyceae; Charales; Characeae.